Messenger RNA from Eucalyptus grandis, 2107 nucleotides. Its product is annotated as CMP-sialic acid transporter 3. Gene Ontology annotation, cellular component: Golgi membrane. The transcript is spliced from 16 exons. The coding region runs from base 450 to 1661 and encodes 403 amino acids. Gene Ontology annotation, molecular function: pyrimidine nucleotide-sugar transmembrane transporter activity. The record is from RefSeq and is a predicted model, not a curated record. NCBI's taxonomy places the organism in Eukaryota, Viridiplantae, Streptophyta, Magnoliopsida, Myrtales, Myrtaceae. Gene Ontology annotation, biological process: pyrimidine nucleotide-sugar transmembrane transport.
CGGCAACCGUCACCCGCGGCGCUGGCGAAAUCCCAUUGGUCCGACCUCGCAUCCCUCCGCGUCCGAUUGGUCCGUCACCGUUCCCCGGGCCGCGACCCGCGGGGCCCCUCGAGCGCGCGCGAGGCGCACGAGCACCCCCGCAUUGCUGUUGAGUUCAAAGCAGCAGCCAGCAGCAGAAGCAGAAGAGAGAGAAAGAAGAGAGAGAGUCCACCUUCUCUCCGAUCUCUGCACAUUCCUCUCCUCGAAAGCGCAUUCGCUCGGGCGGAUUGGAGCCUCGCGGGAGCGGAAUUCGAAGUCGCCGGCUCGAGGGAAGCUCCGGAUUCCGGCGGGUCGGGGCGCCGCGAUCUGGCCGGUGUGUGAAUUCGCCGCCGCCGGCGGGGGGAACAAUCCCGAGAGGCAUGCGCGUUCUGAUACAUCUGGCGAGAUCGUGAGAUUUUAGGUGCAGAUCAAUGAAGAACGGGAUUUUAGAAUGCAGUGUUUGCCACUCGAAGCUUUUGUCACCGAGCGCCAAAACUGUAUCGAGGGCCUAUGACCGGCACAGAAGCAGAGUAUCAUCCAAGCAGCGUGCCCUCAACACCCUCUUGGUGGUCGGUGAUUGUAUCUUAGUUGGUUUUCAGCCUGUUUUGGUAUAUAUGUGCAAGGUGGAUGGAAAGUUCAAAUUUAGCCCAAUCAGCGUUAAUUUUCUGACUGAGCUUGCAAAGGUCACUUUUGCAAUUGUGAUGCUUUUGCUCGAGGCAAGGCAUCAAAAAGUUGGAGAGAAGCCAUUGUUAUCAAUAUCGACUUUUGUGCAGGCAGCACGCAACAAUGUGCUUCUUGCUGUUCCAGCCCUUCUCUAUGCCAUCAAUAACUAUUUGAAGUUCAUCAUGCAGCUAUACUUUAAUCCUGCAACGGUGAAAAUGCUAAGCAACUUGAAGGUUCUGGUUAUUGCAGUUUUGUUGAAAAUAAUAAUGAAGCGUAGAUUCUCCAUCAUUCAGUGGGAAGCUCUAGCUCUCUUGCUCAUUGGGAUUAGUAUUAAUCAGCUACGCUCGCUACCCGAAGGACCUGCUUUGGGUCUUCCUGUUGGAAUGGGUGCAUACAUCUAUACAUUUAUUUUUAUCACAGUUCCUUCUCUCGCCUCUGUAUAUAAUGAAUAUGCUCUGAAGAGUCAAUAUGAGACAAGUAUAUACCUUCAGAAUUUAUUUUUAUAUGGAUAUGGUGCUAUAUUUAACUUUCUGGGAAUUCUUGGAACUGUCAUUUUUCAAGGUCCUGGCAGCUUUCACAUCCUGGAAGGACAUUCAAAAGCUACCGUGUUUCUGAUCUUUAAUAAUGCAGCCCAAGGAAUUUUAUCUUCCUUUUUUUUCAAAUACGCAGAUACAAUUUUGAAGAAGUACUCAUCAACCGUUGCCACAAUCUUCACCGGCAUAGCUUCAGCCGCACUCUUUGGUCAUACUUUAACUGCCAACUUCGUCUUAGGAAUUUCCGUUGUGUUUAUAUCAAUGCAUCAGUUCUUUUCACCCCUUUCAAAGGUCAAAGAUCCACCACAAAAUGGGACUCUGGAAUUGGUUGAUCAUCAGGACAGCCACAGAUCUAAGGAGUCUUUUAUAAAUAUGGCAGCAGGAGCAAAUGAAGAGGCUAGUCAUCUAGUAGGAUCUGAUGAGAAACAGCCUCUGCUACCCAGAUAGGUUAAAUCAGGAACUUUAAAGGCAUUGUCCAGGAAGAAAAUGGUACAGAGAUGGCCAUUUAUCAGAUUAGAUAUGGAAUAUUGAGCGAUACGUGCUGCUCCUGUGGGAUCCCCGAGUGUCACUGAGUCUGAUUAGUUCCAAUAUUGAAGCUUUUUUGUUCGGGAGAGCUCAAAGCAUUCUUCUUAUGGAUAGAAGAUACCAGUGCAUAAGGCGCCACUCCAGUUUUUGACAUUCUUCGAUUUCUGUUGCAGACAAUGUAAAGCCAAUCAUUCUUAAAUGUAUUCUUUAAGACAAUGUGAGAAAUGUUCUUGCUUCUACUUUUCAUAGGUUUCUCACAAUAUGUAUUCUUUCUAUUUCUUUUUUCUUUUUUCAUUGGUUGUGAAAACAGAAGUUCUCAUUUCAAUUUCAUUCUUCCAAAGGAAUAGAAAUCAAAUUCUUUUAUAGUC